This is a messenger RNA of Mizuhopecten yessoensis (Yesso scallop), 925 nucleotides long. RefSeq lists its product as uncharacterized. The record is from RefSeq and is a predicted model, not a curated record. The transcript is spliced from 6 exons. Lineage: Eukaryota; Metazoa; Mollusca; Bivalvia; Pectinida; Pectinidae. Bases 301 to 699 code for a protein of 132 amino acids.
CGGUCGUUUACAGGCACACGUGAAUACACCUGAUGAUAGGGCGAUAAGUAUGGCAUGUAUGGGUCGUUUGUGCACAAGUUAAUGGGCAGGCAGAUGACAGUUGACAGGGGAAAAAGACAUAAAGUUAUGUUGAUAUCCCGGACAGCGCAGACGACCGAAGAAGCGAUACACAAACGUUAUUCUUCACUUUGUAUUUCAUCACGGAGGAGGAGGAAUAGCGCCAAGUGAAUUGUGACAUUUAGAACAAGUUACUUUAUUUGAACGUUGGACUAUUAUUUCUUGGAUUAAUCAAAAAAGACGAUGACCUCCCAUAUACGAAUCGCUGUACUUUCUAUCAUAGGUUUAACUCUUAUAUUUCAAGGUAAAGGGUUGGUAUCCGCUCAACAUGGCGCCAGCACAGCACCCACGACUGCCGAGAUGGAGUUUGAAGCGGAAGAAAUGACGACGACGACUGCAAUGCCAUCAACAUCAUCGACGACGACAAAGGCGCCAGCCAUAGCCCACAAACGUCCGGCCGUGAUAGGGGAGCAGUGCCCCACGUACCGGUACACCGUGUCGGAGGACAAGGUCGAGUUCCAUACGAUGCCUGGACAGUGCAAAAUUGUUGUCCAGUUCCCUCCAGCUCGACAAGGGAGUGGUUUCGGUUACGCCGGUAAACGAGGACCACCGAGAGUACAGUACAUGGCAAAACUCCCUUGAAAUUAUCACCAAUUGUACAACGAUCAUCAACGAAAGAUAGGAACACGGAGAAGAAGGUCCCAUCGACAUCCUACCCCGAUGCGCAUGCGUUUAUACCAGACCUGUACUUCCGAUCACAACCUCUACGCCAGAGUAUGAUUUACACGUCAUAAUGAUGUAAUAUUGAGAAUUCUGAUUUGUUAUAUGUACAAACCAUACAUCAUAAAUAAACUGGAUUUUUUUUUAA